Aspergillus calidoustus is the source of this 429-nucleotide messenger RNA. Lineage: Eukaryota; Fungi; Ascomycota; Eurotiomycetes; Eurotiales; Aspergillaceae. The record is from the annotation of a GenBank genome assembly.
AUGGUAAUAAUAAUAAAUACGGUAUACCUGCAAAGUGGACCCCGGCAUUCGCUCUUCUUGCUUGUCUCCAUCGCGGUAAUCUUUUGGGUCGCUGAGGCCUGGGCAAGGGUGCCAGGCCCUGAUGUUUCAACCUCACACUCCCAGCCUAGUCCCGAUGCGCUGCAGAUCCUGGAGCCGUUGUUUGAGAUAUGGACAGAGAGAGAGAUGCCGAUGGUCUAUGACUCUAUUCCUGCUUUGGUUUGGAAUUUUGGGUCUUUAAUUAUAAUUCCUGGUUCCGAAGGCUGCCGCUUUCUAGAAAUUCGAUUCGCAGUAUUGACCUGUGCCAUCCCUGCAGUCGUCUUGGAAUUCCAAAGUUUCGUUCAUCGAAUUAUUUUGGGAUUGCUUUACACAUCGUUCAGGCGACAGUGCUCUGUAUACACACAGGAGUAG